Messenger RNA from Glycine soja, 1977 nucleotides. RefSeq lists its product as uncharacterized. The record is from RefSeq and is a predicted model, not a curated record. Lineage: Eukaryota; Viridiplantae; Streptophyta; Magnoliopsida; Fabales; Fabaceae. The transcript has a single exon. Bases 351 to 1514 code for a protein of 387 amino acids.
UAACAUAUAUUUUUUAAAAUUAUAAAAAAAGAAUAAGAAUAAUUAAAAUAAUGUUUGGUAGUAUAGACUUAUUAGAUGGUAGUAGUACAAAAACUCCAAAGAGGUCGCAUUCUGGAGUGGGGAGUUUUCAACUCACAACAACCCUUCCUUUUAUAAUUAAUUCACACACACAGAGAGUCACGCGCCUUCGUUUCUUCCCCUUUCUCUCUCCGUGGAAACCGGUUACUUUCUAUUUUCUCCCUUCCUUCUAACCAAUGUUCCAUUAUUCCUAACCCUUAAACUAAACUAAACCCUUUCUUUCACUUGUUUCAAUUUAAGUUUCUUCAACUCUUCUUCUCCCUUAAACGACGAUGCCGUUUCCGUGGAAGAAAAACCGCGUCCCCCGAAUCUCCCAAAUCGUCGCCGAUCUCCAAUCGCCCAAACGCGGCGGCUCCCUCGUCGUCGAGACCGGCUUCCCCACCUCCCUCAUCGACCUUUUCGUCAAAAACCGAAGUCGCUUCCAAAAACACCGCUCCAAAAAACCACCGCCGCCGCCGCCGCCAAAAUCCCUCUCCGCCACCGAUCCGCCUCCCCCGCCGCCUCCCUCUCCGGCCACCUCUCCGCCGCCACGCGUCCCCACCUUUCCAGCCACUCCAAUACAACAAAACGACACCGCCGUUUCGGCUCCGGAUCGAAUUGCCCAGUGCUCUCCCCGGUCGGGUGUGAACGCUGUCGUUCUCGUCGCGAAGAUUCUGAUGGUGUUGGUUCUGGUCGCGAGCGUGGAGAGGCUCACCGUCGGAAUCACCGCGUCGGCGUUCUCCCUUCUGCUUCUCGAAUACGCAGGCCGGCGCGUCGUGGUUUCGUGUUCUGUUCCAGAAUCAUGGUGGUUCCAAAAGGUUGGGAUGAAGGAGCGUGUUGAAAGAAUUGAAUUUGAAUCCGAGGAAUUGAGCAACAAGGGUUUGUCAAUCGAUGAAAUUGAGGAUGUGGAAACAACCGACGAAGUGGGUGUUAGUUGCGAAAUUGGUGACGUGGCAUUGAAGGUUUUGGAGCCGUGUUUAUGUGAUGAAGAUGUUUCUGAAUGCAAGAUUAGACCUAGCCGAAGUGGUAGGUUUAGGUCCAAGAUGGUGAAGCUUGUUUCUAAGAAAUUUCGUGGGUCUAAGAAAGAGAAAAAGGGUGAGGUGAAUAAACACAAUGAGGGUGAGUCAGGGAGUGAAAUUUCAAGCGCUGUGGGGGAAGAAAAGUUACCAAUUUUAGAAAUUGAAGUAGAGGAAGAGAAUGGGGAUAAUAAGUCAAGUAACAGUAAACUUGAUUGUGGAAUCACUUGUUCCUAUGAUAAUGAGAAGAGAGUGGAAAGAGUUGGGAAUUCAGGUUCUUCCAUGGUUUUAGUUAUGAUUAUUGCCCUUGUUGGGCUUCUUUUGGGGCGCUUCCCAGCAUUGGUUCUUUUGAUGACAUGGUGUUGCUUGAUGAAGAUAGUUGGGAUUCUAUGGAGAUCACAGAAUGUGCCUAUGAUCAAGUGUUCUGUUUCAAACUCUUGAUGGAACAAGUUUUUGUUUUGACUUCUUUUUUUUUUUCCCACUUUGUUUCUAGAUGAAGAUACACAGCUGGUAAAAGAUUCAUGUUGGUCUAAAAGACUGAGGAGUGAGGAGAGGAUUAUUCCCAUGAUAGGAACUCCAACCAUUUGUUGGGAAUCCAACUUCAUGCGUUGUACUUUGAGAUGUAAAUUUAUAGAUAGAUAGAUACUAAUCACAGUCCAUACAUUCUUUCUUUGUCUAUGAUGUUAAUUAGUUAUUCUUAUGUGUGAUGCGUCCUAUAUGUUUUGUUCAGUUGUUAACUUCUAAUGCGUUGUUUUAGAUGGAUGGCAAAAGAUUGAAAAGGUUAGAAGAUGCAGAUAGGAAGGAAUGGAACUUCUGGUGACUUUAUUCCCCUUUGUAUUCCGUUGUGUAGAAUGUUACAUAUCUUCUAGAUUGGGAAAUAAGAUUGGAAACGGCUAUGAAAUUA